GCAGCCCAUAGUUUUACUAGUGCCUACAGCGGCUUCCACGUAGGAUUUGGAUUUUUUUUUUAAAGAGGAUUUUGUGGCUUUAAAAAAAAAAAACAAACAAACUUUGAAAAGCGCUGGUCAGACAGUUUUUUUUUUUACCACCAAGGAAACUGAGGCCCAGAAAGAGGAAGUGACUUGUUUAAGAUCACACAGCAAAUAGUAGUUGAGAGAGUCAAGGAGUCAGAGUCACAUUUAAGAGGACCUGGCUUGGGGUCCCUGCUGGAAAGAGACCUGAUUGGGUUUCACAGUAGCCUUAGUGACUUGCGCUGUGGCUGUGUCCCAGCCAGAUCCCCAGUGCCUGGGAGACAGCAGCCCAACCUGGGGCUAGCCAGUUGUGUCGUGGGGCUGGAGAAAGAGAACACAGCCGGGAAGAGUGCAUAGCCCUCUCUGGCCAAACCCAGCACUCUGGAGAGACCCACCAAGGGAAGCUGGAAGUAUACAGGCAGCCUCCCGGUUUGAGACAACUGGGAACUCAGAGGAGCCACCAGGCCUCAUCCUGCCCCUCAGCUCGGUCCAUCCCGGCCCCAUGCCCCCGCCAGUCAGCCCCGGGCCACAGGCAGUGAGCAAGUACGCGGGAGCCGAGGCCCUGUGACCAGGCCAAGGAGACGGGAGCUCUGGGGUCCCGGCCACCUGACCCCCCAUGGAGCUGAGGCCCUGGUUGCUAUGGGUGGUAGCAGCAGCAGGAAUCUUAGUCCUGCUGGCGGCUGAUGCCUGUGGCCAGAAGAUCUUUACCAACACGUGGGCCGUGCACAUCCCCGGAGGCCUGGCCGUGGCUGACAGCGUGGCACGAAAGCAUGGGUUCCACAACCUGGGCCAGAUCUUUGGUGACUAUUACCACUUCUGGCAUCGAGCGGUAACAAAGCGGUCCCUGUCGCCUCACCGCCUGCGGCACAGCCGGCUGCAGAGAGAGCCUCACGUACUGUGGCUGGAGCAGCAGGUGGCAAAACGACGGAGCAAGCGGGACGUGUACCAGGAACCCAGCGACCCCAAGUUUCCCCAGCAGUGGUACCUGUCUGGUGUCACGCAGCGGGACCUGAAUGUGAAGGAGGCCUGGGCCCAGGGCUUCACAGGGCAAGGCAUCGUGGUCUCCAUCCUGGACGACGGUAUCGAGAAGAACCACCCAGACUUGGCAGGCAAUUAUGAUCCUGAGGCCAGUUUUGAUGUGAAUGACCAGGACCCUGACCCCCAGCCUCGGUACACACAGAUGAAUGACAACAGGCACGGUACACGCUGUGCGGGUGAAGUGGCCGCUGUGGCCAACAACGGCGUUUGUGGCGUAGGCGUGGCUUACAACGCCCGCAUUGGAGGGGUACGCAUGCUGGACGGCGAGGUGACUGAUGCCGUGGAGGCACGCUCGCUGGGCCUGAAUCCCAAUCACAUCCACAUCUAUAGCGCCAGCUGGGGCCCUGAGGAUGACGGCAAGACAGUGGAUGGGCCAGCCCGCCUGGCAGAGGAGGCCUUCUUCCGGGGGGUUAGCCAGGGCCGUGGGGGACUGGGCUCCAUCUUUGUCUGGGCCUCGGGGAACGGGGGCCGGGAACAUGACAGCUGCAACUGUGACGGCUACACCAACAGCAUCUAUACACUGUCCAUCAGCAGCGCCACGCAGUUCGGCAAUGUGCCGUGGUACAGCGAGGCCUGCUCGUCCACACUGGCCACCACCUACAGCAGUGGCAACCAGAAUGAGAAGCAGAUCGUGACCACUGACUUGCGGCAGAAGUGCACAGAGUCUCACACGGGCACCUCGGCCUCUGCCCCUUUAGCAGCUGGCAUCAUCGCUCUCACCCUGGAGGCCAAUAAGAACCUCACCUGGCGGGACAUGCAGCACCUGGUGGUGCAGACCUCAAAGCCAGCCCACCUCAACGCUAAUGACUGGGCCACCAAUGGUGUGGGCCGCAAAGUGAGCCACUCGUAUGGCUAUGGGCUAUUGGAUGCAGGUGCCAUGGUGGCCCUGGCCCAGAACUGGACAACGGUGGCCCCCCAGCGGAAGUGCAUCAUUGACCUCCUCACUGAGCCCAAGGAUAUUGGCAAGCGGCUGGAGGUGCGUAAGACUGUGACGGCGUGCUUUGGUGAGUCUAGCCACAUCACCCAGCUGGAGCACGUUCAGGCGCGGCUUACCCUGUCCUACAAUCGCCGUGGUGACCUGGCCAUCCACCUCGUCAGCCCCAUGGGCACCCGCUCCACCCUGCUGGCUGCCAGGCCACACGACUACUCUGCAGACGGCUUUAAUGACUGGGCGUUCAUGACGACGCACUCUUGGGACGAAGACCCCUCUGGUGAAUGGGCCCUGGAGAUUGAAAACACCAGUGAAGCCAACAACUAUGGGACGCUCACCAAGUUCACUCUUGUCCUGUAUGGCACAGCCCCUGAGGGGCUCCCCCCAGCUCCCGAGAGCAGCGGCUGCAAGACCCUCACGUCCAGCCAGGCCUGUGUGGUGUGUGAGGAAGGCUUCUCCCUGCACCAGAAAAGCUGUGUCCAGCACUGCCCACCAGGCUUCACGCCCCAAGUCCUUGAUACACACUACAGCACAGAGAAUGACGUGGAAACCAUCCGGGCUAGUGUCUGUGCCCCUUGCCAUGCCUCGUGUUCCACGUGCCAGGGUCCAGCCCCCACAGACUGCCUCAGCUGCCCCAGCCACGCCUCCCUGGACCCUGUGCAGCAGACAUGCUCCCGGCAAAGCCAGAGCAGCCGAGAGUCCCGGCCGCAGCAGCCGCCACCCGGGCUGCCCCCGGAGGUGGAGGUGGAGCCACGGCUGCAGGCUGGACUGCUGCCCUCACACCUGCCAGAGGUGGUGGCCGGCCUCAGCUGCGCCUUCAUCGUGCUGGUCUUUGUCACUGUCUUCCUGGUCCUGCAGCUACGCUCAGGCUUCAGCUUCCGGGGGGUGAAGGUGUACACCAUGGACCGUGGCCUCAUCUCCUACAAGGGGCUGCCCCCUGAGGCCUGGCAGGAGGAGUGCCCAUCCGACUCAGAGGACGAUGAGGGCCGGGGCGAGAGGACCGCCUUUAUCAAAGACCAGAGCGCCCUUUGACGAGCCCGCUGCCCGCCCCUCAAGCUGACCCCCUCCUUGGGCACUUUUUAAUUCACCAAAGUAUUUUUUUAUCUUGGGACUGGGUUUGGACCCCAGCGGGGAGGCAAGAGGGAUUGAGGCUGCUUCCCACCUGGCUGCCUGAGGUGGGACCCCAGGACCAGCUAGGGGCUGGAGAGGGCCUCACCUCAGCCUAGUACCCUCCACAUGGAGAAAAGAGUGAGAUCCUUAGGGCAGCUUUCCAAGGCCAAGGUCUCAGCCAGAGUUCCUGCGGAGCAGAGGGGCAGCCCUUCUUGGGGCUCCUGACCCAGGCUGGCCCCUCCCUGUCCCUCGAAAGCAAUAAUGGUUCCCAUCCAGGCAGCAGGGAGGCCGGCCUAGGUGGUGUUCAAAUGAGGCAGCCACCUCCCUAAGGGCUUUUGCACCCCGAUCCUGUCCUGCACCUCUGGUGAGCCUCUGGUGGCAGAAGCCAAGAUCAUAGGAAGGGACCAAGGCAAGACAGGUGUUUGCAGGUGUGCACGUGUGUGCCUGUAUCCCUGCUUGUCUCUGCGCUCUGGGCCUCCACCACAGCUGGCUGCCAGGCUAAGCUGGCUGGCACUGCCAGUAUUGGCAGAGCCCCAUACUGGUGUCCUGACCACCCUCUCCUCUCUGGCACCCUCCCCUCCCGCCAGGGCCCAAGUCCCUGUUUUCUGAGCCCGGGGCUGCCUGGGCUGUUGGCACUCACAGUCCCGAGCCCCUGGGUGGGUGGUGGGGAGGGACGGUGGCCCGGCCGGCCUCUCUCGCCUCCCACCCGAUGCUGCUUUCCCCUGUGGGGAUCUCAGGAGCUGUUUGAGGAUAUAUUUUCACUUUGUGAUUAUUUCACUUUAGAUGAUUUUUUUUUUUUUGUAUUUUUUAACGGGGGUAGCAGCUGGACCACCCACUCCUCACACCCACUGUCCACCCUGCUCUCCCCCUGGCUGCCCAGCCCUGAGGUGUAGGGGCCAAAGUACAUUGCUGAGUGAGGAGUGACUGGGCCCCAAGUCCCAAAAAGGCAAGCCAGCCAGGUGGGCUCCAGGAAAGGGACUCCAGGAAAGUGGGAGGGAUAGACUGACAUCUGUUUCAAAUGGGGCUUGUGCCAAGGGCUUAUGGGUCACUGGCUCUCGGGGUUGGGCAGGUGGGCACCAAGCCCCCUCUAACACUGUGCCCUGGUGGAGAAAGCACUGACCUAUCAGGCCCCCAAAUCCCCUCUUCUGACGUGCCUUUUGCACCCCUCCCAUUAGGACAAUCAGUCCCCUCCCAUCUGGGAGCCCCCUUUUAUUUCCCCUAGCCCUUCCUGGUACCCAGCCACCUGCCCAGGGGUGCCCCCUCCUCUUCUUUCCCAUCCCCCCACCCUCGUGGCCAGCCCAGCUGGUUUUGUAAGAUACUGGGUUGGUGCACAAUGAUUUUUUUUUUCCUUGUAAUUUAAACAGGCCCAGCAUUGUUGGUUCUAUUUAAUGGACACAGAUAAUGUUAGAGGUUUUAAAGUGAUUAAACGUGCAGACUAUGCAAACCAG
Castor canadensis (American beaver) is the source of this 4590-nucleotide messenger RNA. It is a transcript of the gene Furin, whose product is annotated as furin, paired basic amino acid cleaving enzyme. Gene Ontology annotation, molecular function: serine-type endopeptidase activity. Gene Ontology annotation, biological process: peptide hormone processing. The record is from RefSeq and is a predicted model, not a curated record. Lineage: Eukaryota; Metazoa; Chordata; Mammalia; Rodentia; Castoridae. Gene Ontology annotation, cellular component: Golgi membrane; trans-Golgi network.